AGCUUUGAGUCAAAGUGAAAGUGGCCAUAUAAAAUGAUUAAGUUGCAAGUGAAAGUUAUUUCAUGGGUUUUUAUAAUUUUAACAGGAUUUUUAUGCACGCCACAAAUUGAAAGCAUAAAUACCAAUUUCCUUGAGCUGGCAGCCUUCGAGGACUUUCUGCGGUCGCAGCACUUGCAGCAGUCGCUCGUAGUCCGUAUCAAAGGACGAGAUGGCGAUGGCGACGAGGAUGGCGACUGGAAAAUUGAAUGCCACCAGAAAUUGUUGGCCAACUAUCGUGUGCAAUUUUAUCAGCCAGGAAUUUCCCACAAUUUCGACGAUCUCAUGUACUAUGGGGCGCCGCGUACAGCGGUUCUGGUGCUAAAGUUCGAGCACCGUCUUGUCAAGCAGUGGGUCUAUACAGUGGCCUCUAAGGCUGGAUACUUCAACAAUUCACUGGCAUGGUUUAUGCUUGGCACCAGUCGGGCAACCCAACUAGAUGAGGCACAAAUUACAGAACAUUUGGGGGGCUACAAGAUGGGAAUUGAUGUGGAUAUCACUGUGGCCUUGAAGGCCAGAGAUAACACCUCGUGGCGGCUUUAUGAUGUGUACAGGAUUGAUCAGCAAGUGUCAAGUGCCCCCCUGAUUGUGGAGAGAAAGGGAGAGUGGUCUCCAGCGCAGGGAUACAAGCUGAUGGACACCUUCCGCAGGAGCUGGAUAAUUCGAAGGCGCAACUUUCGCAAUGUCACCCUGCGAGGCAGCACGGCGGUAACGGAGAAACCUUCGGGCUAUGAUGACAUGGCGUACCUGGCCAACGAUAAGCAGCUCCUGCAACUGGAUCCCAUGCAGCGAAAGACCUAUCAAUUGUUCAGACUCGUCGAGCGGAUGUACAAUCUCAGCCUGGCCAUAAGCUUCACGGACAACUGGGGCCAGCAGCUGGCCAACGGCAGAUGGUCGGGUGUGAUGGGUCAGAUAACCAACGGGGAGGCCGACUUUGCCGUGUGUCCCAUUCGCUUUGUACCCGAAAGGCAGCUCCAUGUGCAGUAUUCACCCGUUCUCCACACCCAGCCCAUUCACUUUUUGUUCCGCCAUCCGCGGCACAGUCACAUUCGGAACAUAUUCUUUGAGCCACUUAGCUCUCAGGUGUGGUGGUGCGUCCUGGUCCUGAUUACAUUCAGCAUCCUUCUGCUGGUGCUCCUCAUCCGCCAUGAGGCACUACAGAAUGGAAAUCUUGUGGAGACACGUGUGGCCUUUGUGUGGUUCACCAUGCUGGAGACUUAUCUGCAGCAGGGCCCGGCCACCGAGCUCUUCCGACUGAUGUCCACCCGUUUGCUGAUCAGCGCCAGCUGCAUCUUCAGCUUCAUGUUGAUGCAGUUCUAUGGAGCCUUCAUUGUGGGAUCCCUGCUCUCGGACAGCCCCAGAAGCAUUGUCAAUCUGCAGGCGCUGUUCGAGAGCAACCUGGACAUCGGCAUGGAGAACAUCUCGUAUAACUUUGCGGUGUUUGGCAACACCAGUGGACAGCUCGUAAGAGAUGUAUACAGCAAGAAGAUCUGUCGAUCUGGAGAGCACAAUGUUAUCACCUUGGAGCAGGGAGCCGAGCGGAUUAUAAAGGGUCGUUUUGCAUUUCAUGCGGCCAUCGAUCGUCUGUACAGGCUGCUCCUGGAGAUGCGGAUGGAGGAGCACGAGUUCUGCGAACUCCAGGAAAUAAUGUUCAAUCCCCCCUAUGCGGCUGCCUCCGUGAUGGCCAAAGGCUCACCCUGGCGCGAACAUCUAGCCCAUGCCAUUCUCCACCUGAAGGCCACUGGCCUGAUGCAGUACAACGACCGCUUGUGGUCGGUGCCCAAGCCGGACUGCAGCCUCUUCAAGGCCUCCCAGGUGGAGGUGGAUCUGGAGCACUUUGCCCCGGCUCUCUUCGCCCUAGUGCUGGCCAUGAUAGCCAGUGCAUUGGUGUUUCUGCUGGAGCUGAUUGGUAUUUCCAAGCGCAUUCGUAUUUUUUUCUUAUUUAAAAAACAGAAAACUUUUGCAUUCGUUUGA
Drosophila persimilis is the source of this 2010-nucleotide messenger RNA. It is a transcript of the gene Ir84a, whose product is annotated as glutamate receptor U1. The transcript is spliced from 6 exons. Gene Ontology annotation, cellular component: membrane. The record is from RefSeq and is a predicted model, not a curated record. The coding region runs from base 34 to 2010 and encodes 658 amino acids. Lineage: Eukaryota; Metazoa; Arthropoda; Insecta; Diptera; Drosophilidae. Gene Ontology annotation, molecular function: glutamate-gated receptor activity.